UUUGCGACAAGACAACAUGCACUCAAUCUAAAUUCUCAACUCAUUCGCGCUCGGAAAGUGGACCGUGUUGGACGUGCUUAUCUUGGCUACUCCCAGUUCAGUUGUAGAGCUUUUUUCCUCCAUCGACCAAGGAAGUGAGAGUGAGUGAAGUUGAUCGAAAAUAUACAUAACAUUAACCUAGAAGGAGAAAACUAAAGCAUAUAGUGGUGAUUUUACGUGUUAUACAUUAUUUUAGUGAAUUGAGGAAAUCUACGAGGAAGACGAGAAUAGUCCCAUCUUCCUCAGGUCGAUUUCAAGUGCAAAUAUUUACACUAGUAAGCUGUUGUUUGUUUAGUUUGAAAGUUGGCACGAAUGUGACACGAAGAAAAAACGAGUAUACGAAACUCUUUCCUAGUUGGCAAAAUUCCAUCCACUUUUGUUUACCUCUGUAGGUUCCGUUGUGUGUAUUGGUGCAGUUAUAGGUUGAUUAGUACCGAGACAUCACAGAGUUGCACUUGUUUCUCGAUAAAAGAUUGGCUGAAAAGAGUGCAGUCCACCUUCCGAAGCGAAGCAAAGUGAAAAUCAAUAGGAUUGGUGGUGUUUUACGUCAGAAGCUGAGCUGCAGUGUAGUAGACUAAUUCAGACAAUAAUUAUCCGCAGUAAGCGAAACUAGUUUGAGCAAGGCGUUCGUGAUACACGUAGCGCUAACCAAACCCCCAAACCAGAACCUCCAAGAAAUCGAAAGGAACGGUCAUGACACAAGUUGUUUACAUCGGUGGCGUUGAAGGUGGCGCCACCCAUUCAAAGCUGGUAAUAUGCGAUCAGUCCGGAAAGGUGUUAGCAUCGGCCAAAGGUCCCAGCACCAACCACUGGAUGGUCGGCAUUCCAGAAGUGGCCAAACGGAUCGAUACGAUGGCCCGGGAGGCCAAAGUACAGGCCAACAUUCCAGAAAAUCACCGCUUGUCCGCCAUGGGGCUGUGCCUUAGUGGAGCCGAACAGGAUGCCACAAACAAGGAGCUCGAGAACUACUUAAAAACACACUACCCGGAUGUGGCAGACCGCUACAUGGUUGGUAGUGACACAGUCGGCAGCAUUGCCACCGCGUCGAACGUAGGAGGAAUGGUAAUCAUUUCCGGAACCGGUUCCAACACACUGCUGAGAAAUCCAGACGGCAGUACCUAUGGCUGCGGCGGAUGGGGACACAUGAUUGGCGACGAAGGAAGUGCUUGGUGGAUCUCGAAGAACGCUAUCAAAAUCGUAUUCGACCACGAGGACAACUUUCGCCGGAGCAAGCUGUGCGUGGAACGCGUGUGGCAGCUGAUUCGCGAACACUUUGGAGUCAAAACCCGAUCCGAUCUGUUGGACUAUUGUUACGCCAAAUUUUGCAAAACUACAUUCUCCGGACUGUGUGCAAAGCUGGCCAAAUGUGCCCGCGAGGAAGAAGACCCCCUGUGUCGAAAGCUAUUCGAAGAUGCCGGUCAGGAACUGGCUCGUUCUGUUUGUGCCUUAUCGCCUCGCAUCAGCCCGACCCUGAUAAGCAAAUGUGGAAGGCUCGACAUCGUGUGCGUUGGAUCGGUUUGGCUGAGCUGGGAACUGCUGGAGCCAGGAUUUACAAAGGAGCUGGAAAAUGCCAAAUUCAAAUAUGAUCUGAACCUACUGAACCUGACAAACACUAUGGCUCUGGGUGCAGCGUACCUGGCCGCGGAUACCUUCGAGCUAGAACUGCCAAGAGAUUAUUCGAAAAAUUAUGAAGUAUUCUUCGGCCAUCGAGCGGUUUUGAAUGGCAGCGCGAACGGAAGUAGCAACGGAGCAAAUGGAACAAAUGGUACCGCUAAUGGGACAAAGAAUGGAGCUUCGAAUGGUAUAAAGAACGGAACGACCAAUGGUACGAACGGCACCACAAAUGGCACCAACGGAAAUUGAGUCAACCUUCCUUGUCAGCUUGCGGGUUUUCCUAAAGCCGCGCCCUAUCAUACUAAGUGUACCCAGAGAACUGAGAUUUUUACAUAGGCACCAAUUUUUACCUAUAGGAUACUUCACUAAAUGAGCACAAAACUGUAGUAUUGAUGUAAAAAUUUUAUUCCAGAGGCAGUGUAACAAAAUAUACAAUCGUGUAUGUAUUUACAGAUUUAAAAAAUAAAUUAUGUGAUGUGUCAGAACAA
Ochlerotatus camptorhynchus is the source of this 2141-nucleotide messenger RNA. It is a transcript of the gene Nagk, whose product is annotated as N-acetylglucosamine kinase. Gene Ontology annotation, molecular function: N-acetylglucosamine kinase activity. The transcript is spliced from 3 exons. The coding region runs from base 733 to 1902 and encodes 389 amino acids. NCBI's taxonomy places the organism in Eukaryota, Metazoa, Arthropoda, Insecta, Diptera, Culicidae. The record is from RefSeq and is a predicted model, not a curated record.